GCUUGCAGACGGCUGCCGGUGAAUUAAGCCUAUUUCUAAUAAGAGCUGCCUGCCACAAAGCCGACUCUGUACAGAGUUACUGAUCAGCCUGGUAUUUACCUAGUCAACAGAGGGGCAGUGAGUGUGUUUCAGGUCAGCUGAUGCCUGAUGCCUCCCGCCUAUAAGAGGGCAUGCGCCCGCAUGUUCGGACAGCACAAAGAAAUCAGCCCUUGCAAUGCAAAAGAUUGUGGUCUGUGUGUUCUUGGCCUCUGCGUUGCUCAUAUGCAGCGCCGCCCCUGUGGACCCUCAUGGUGGCUCUGACGCCAAAUGUCCGCUGAUGGUGAAGAUCCUGGACGCAGUGAAGGGGGCACCGGCUGGCAACGUGGCACUGAAAGUGGCCAGACGAGGUGCUAAUGGCGAAUGGGCACAGCUGGCGAGCGGAGUAACAGACCCGACUGGCGAGGUCCAUGAACUGAUUACAGAACAGGACUUCACAGCAGGAGUAUAUCGUGUAGAAUUCGACACCAAAGCAUACUGGAAAGCGGAGGGUCGAACGCCGUUCCACGAGGUGGCUGAGGUGGUGUUUGAGGCACAUGCAGAGGGCCACCGUCACUACACCCUUGCCCUACUGCUUAGCCCCUUCUCCUACACAACCACUGCAGUGGUGGUCAAGACUCACGACUGAUGCUGAAACACACAACCACACCUACCCUCAGCUUUAUUGGGGGAAUAACACCACCGUAUUUUCCGGACUAUAAGUCGCACUUUUUUCAUAGUUUGGCUGGCCCUGCGACUUAUAGUCAGGUGUGACAUAUAUGAAAUUUAACAUGUUUUUGAAUCAUUCUACAAUGAAAGAGGAGUAAACAUUACUGUCUACAGCUACAGAUGGGCAGCCAUUCACGCCUUCUCAUCAUUAAUAUGAAUCUUUUUGGCCUCCGUGUCUAGUUACAGUCUCUGUCUGUUCUUGGUCUUGGAUUUUGUGAAUACAUUUCUGAAUAAAUGCGACUUAUAGUCAGGUGCGACUUAUAUAUGGCAUUUUCCUCUUCAUGAGGCAUUUUUUGACUGGUGCGACUUAUACUCCGGAAAAUACGGUAAUGAUGUUCCACCAUGCUACCAACACAAAUAAAACACAUGACAUACAAAUGAAGAAA
Messenger RNA from Sardina pilchardus (European sardine), 1130 nucleotides. It is a transcript of the gene ttr, whose product is annotated as transthyretin (prealbumin, amyloidosis type I). The coding region runs from base 215 to 664 and encodes 149 amino acids. The record is from RefSeq and is a predicted model, not a curated record. Gene Ontology annotation, biological process: purine nucleobase metabolic process. The transcript is spliced from 4 exons. Lineage: Eukaryota; Metazoa; Chordata; Actinopteri; Clupeiformes; Clupeidae.